AUGGCUGCAAGUGAAUCCCACCCCGACAUGUUCGGGUUGACCGUCCUAUUCAGGAAACACAAAAUUACCGUUCUGGUCGAGCUCAAGCCUCACGACAACCUCUCCAAAGCCAAAGAAAAUAUUUUGCUUAGCUUGAAAUCUCGCUCGCUGACUGAUAUUAAUGGUGAUGCGAUUCCCGAGCAGCCAGAAGACAUCGAGCUUGGUGUUCCCGUUGAUCGAAGCAAUCCUGCGAAGGGUUGGAAACUACUCGUGAUACCUGAAGAAUCCGGCGACAGCAUCGAGGAAGUUCGCCGUCAAAAUGGGGAUUUGAUUGCAUUCCGCUUCCGAGACGAAAGCAAUGAUGAUGAUAGUUGGGACAUCCUCAUACCCGAAUAUGGUGAAUAUGAUGAGGAGUAA
Messenger RNA from Penicillium malachiteum, 396 nucleotides. RefSeq lists its product as uncharacterized. The record is from RefSeq and is a predicted model, not a curated record. NCBI's taxonomy places the organism in Eukaryota, Fungi, Ascomycota, Eurotiomycetes, Eurotiales, Aspergillaceae. The transcript is spliced from 2 exons. The coding region runs from base 1 to 396 and encodes 131 amino acids.